AUGAGUUUAAGCGUUAAGGAUGAGAUCGCCUUAAAACCUAGGGCCACUAUGCUGUGUUGUGAGUGUGGUACUCCAAUAGAUGGUUCAAAAGGUCUAGUUAUGUGUUAUGAUUGUAUUAAGAUGAAAGUUGAUAUUACAGAAGGCAUCCCAAGAGAAGCAAACAUUAGUUUUUGUAGAGAUUGUGAAAGGUUUCUUCAACCACCAGGGCAAUGGAUUAGAGCAAGAUUAGAAUCGAGAGAACUGUUAGCCGUGUGUCUAAAAAAGUUAAAAGGGUUGAAUAAAGUCAGAUUAAUAGAUGCUUCCUUUAUCUGGACAGAACCUCAUUCUAGAAGAAUUAAGGUUAAGAUAACUGUUCAAGGUGAGGCAAUGUUAAAUACACUAAUUCAGCAAAGUUUCGAGGUGGAAUAUACUGUUAAUGCUAUGCAAUGUGCAGACUGUGCUAAAUCUUAUACAGCCAACACAUGGACCGCAACUGUUCAGAUAAGACAAAAAGUACCACAUAAGAGAACUUUUCUAUAUUUGGAACAAAUGAUAUUGAAGAAUAAUGCUCAUGUCAAUACAGUAUCCAUUAAAGAAGUGAAGGAUGGUUUAGACUUCUUCUAUAGUCAGAAAAACCAUGCUAUUAAGAUGGUUGAUUUCUUAACCUCUAGUGUUCCCGCAAAAUAUAAGAGAUCUGAGGAAUUAGUAUCACAGGAUUCUCAUACAGAUGUCUCCAAGUAUAAAUUCACCUAUUCUGUUGAACUAGUGCCAAUUUGUAAAGAUGAUUUAGUCGUUUUACCAAAGAAAAUUGCUAAAUCGUUAGGUAAUAUUUCGCAAUUCGUACUAUGUCAUAAGAUAUCUAACUCCGUUCAAUUUUUGGAUCCAAAGACUUUGCAAACCGCAGAAUUACAAGCACCUGUAUAUUGGAGAAACCCUUUCAAUUCUUUAGCUGAUUCCUCACAGUUAGUAGAAUUUAUUGUAUUGGAUGUUGAAUCUACUGGUACAGUUAAAAGUAACCGUGUUUUAGCAGAUAUUACAGUGGCUAGGGCAGUUGAUCUUGGUGUAAAUGAUCAAGAAUACUACAUUAGAUCUCAUCUGGGAGGUAUCUUACAUGCGGGUGACAGUGCAAUGGGUUAUUUUAUUGCAAACUCCAAUUAUAAUUCCGAUCUCUUUGAUGGAUUGAAAUAUGACUACAUUCCAGAUGUUGUUCUUGUCAAGAAGUUGUAUCCAAAGAAGACGAAGAGUAAAAGAAACUGGAAAUUAAAGAGAAUGGCAAAGGAGCAUAGUGACAUUGACGCAAGUAAGGACUACAAUAAUGCUAGGGUUGAAAGACAAGAUUUCGAGCGUGCUGAGAAGGAUUAUGAAAUGUUCUUGCAAGAACUUGAAGAUGAUUCGGAUUUGAGAAACAAUAUAAAUAUGUACAAAAAUGUUGGUAAUGAGUCAGGUGCUGGAGAUAAUGAAGAGAGUGAUGAUGAGAGUGAAGAUCUUGAAGAUGGAGACGCUCCAGGUAUUGACAUGGAUGAACUUCUAGAUGAAAUCGACGGAUUAGCAUUGGAUGAUCCGGAGCAUGAAGAAUCGGAACAACAAUCAGAGGAAGAAUCGGAAUAUUAA
Molecule: messenger RNA, 1590 nt
Organism: Maudiozyma barnettii
Lineage: Eukaryota; Fungi; Ascomycota; Saccharomycetes; Saccharomycetales; Saccharomycetaceae
Exons: 1
Coding region: 1-1590 (529 amino acids)
Biological process (GO): ribosomal large subunit export from nucleus
Cellular component (GO): nucleus; cytoplasm
Molecular function (GO): ribosomal large subunit binding
Source: RefSeq, a predicted model, not a curated record